Molecule: messenger RNA, 7211 nt
Organism: Diachasma alloeum
Lineage: Eukaryota; Metazoa; Arthropoda; Insecta; Hymenoptera; Braconidae
Product: glycogen debranching enzyme
Exons: 4
Coding region: 442-5241 (1599 amino acids)
Biological process (GO): glycogen catabolic process; glycogen biosynthetic process
Molecular function (GO): 4-alpha-glucanotransferase activity; amylo-alpha-1,6-glucosidase activity
Source: RefSeq, a predicted model, not a curated record
AAUCCCUUCUCUCUAACAAUUAUUUAAUUUUUUUCCCAUUAGUUUCAUAACCACAUUAAAACAUUCGAAUCAUUAUCACGGGCUUUGAGAUUAAUUGAAGCUUGACGAAUCAGUGGAAAUUUUCGUAUUUUUUGUGGCUCAAACAGCCUGAGAUGACGAUUGGCCAAUUUAAAUUCAAGUGCAUCCUCCCCACAACAAUUUUAUCCAAUAGAAUCUGUCAAAACCACCCGAUACAUAACCUCUUCCCGUGAAAAAUGUUUAUUAUUGCAUGUAUGACCUUUACAUAAAUAUUCCCCAAGACAGAGGUCAUAUUUGAACGCUAGGUCCCAGUUGAUUAGCACGAUUGUUUCACGUGAAUUGGCGCAUAAUCACUGAGGAAUAGUUAUAGCAUAAUAUAAACAGCUUUGAGAUCUUUGCUUUGCUGCACUUGAAACAAUAUCGAUGGAGUUGGGUCGCACAAUUUGGAGAUCAAUGACGAAUAUGCUCAGCACAAUUGGAAAUUUCUUUCGAGCACUCACUAAAUGGAAUUGCCUAAGAAUUUUUUGGUCCUAUGCGGCGGUUGAUGAUAUGGCACAAAAAACGGUUGUUGCUGAUACAGCUGCGUCCACAAAAAAUGAUCCUGUGAGAAUUUUAACGUUGAAUAAGGGAGAGCAUCAGGAUGGGAUUUUGUACAGAGUUAAACAAGGCUGGCAUCUGCAAUUCUCCCUGGGCCCCUCCCUAUUCGGCCGUCACUUGAACAUCUUCACCAACCAUCCAAUAUCCCCAGACCAAAAAUUCGCGAGACACACGUAUCACCAACUGAAAUGGACAGACGGCUCGGCGAGUCUGCGAGUAACCACUGCUGGUUCGUUCCACUACUACUUAACAGACUGCCAAGAAGAAAGCGACCUUACGCCCGUGGCAUCCGGCUACGUUCUAGUGGAGCCCGAAUUGUCCCUUGGUUCAUCAGGUGACAAGUUGUCCCUCGACUGCAUCCAAUGUCAAACAGUGUUAUCCAAGAAUCUCGGCCCCAUCUCCACCUGGGAGGAGAAAUUACUCGUGUCAAAAAACUCGGGCUACAACAUGAUUCACUUCACCCCAAUCCAAGAACUAGGCGAAUCUCAAUCAGCGUACAGUCUCAGUGACCAAUUGAAAGUAAACUCGUCAUUCAACGACAGCAACGACAGACCAGCGACAUUCGACGACAUCCAAGCAUUGACGAACAAACUCAGAGACGAAUGGAAAGUUCUCUCGAUCUGCGACAUUGUCUUAAACCACACAGCCAACGAGAGCCCCUUCCUGGUGUCUCAUCCAGAGUGCACGUAUAACUGCUUCAACAGCCCUCACCUGCGUCCCUCGUACCUCCUGGACGCAGUCCUCUUCGAAUUAACACUUCAAGUGGGAGCAGGUGACUGGGAACUCAAGGGAAUACCUCCAGUCGUCGAGACUGAGGAUCACCUCAACGCAAUUCGUCACGCCCUCCACAGCCACUACCUUCCCCUGGUAAAAAUCGAAGAGUUGUUCACCCUAGAUAUUGAUGCAGUUGUGGGAGACCUGGUCAGCCUUGCACGCAGCAGAAUGCCUGAAGACACUCCACCAGACUCAAAUCUAUCGAUAUCGAUCAUCAGAGACCCUCAGUAUCGUCGUCUCAAGGCCACAAUCGACAUGCAGCUUGCCCUAAACAUCUACAACAUUUACAGACAAGAUUGUUUCGACGAGGAUACACGUUUGAAACGCUGCGCCGAGGAGUUCCGGAGGAAACUGGAGGAGCUCAAUCAGGAGAUAAUCAGUGAAGUGCAGAAUCACCUAAAUGCAGCCAUCGAGAACACAAUCUCUGGGAUUCGAUACUUCCGGGUUCAGGCGGAUGGACCGAGGCUGAAGGAGAUCAGCGCCAGGAAUCCAUUGGUUCCUCGAUAUUUCACGGAUUAUGGAGCCCCCAAGAGCCUAGCGGAGCGCGAAGCCAUGAUGUAUAAUGAAUCAGGGUGUUACCUGAUGGCACACAACGGUUGGGUGAUGAACGGAGAUCCCCUGAAGAAUUUCGCUGAUCCUGGCUCCAACGUCUACAUCAGACGUGAGUUGAUAGCCUGGGGUGACAGCGUCAAACUGAGAUUCGGAGACAAACCCGAGGACUGUCCAUUCCUGUGGAAACACAUGGCAUCCUACGUUGAACAAAUGGCGAGGAUUUUCGAUGGAGUUAGACUCGACAAUUGCCAUUCAACUCCAAUUCCAGUUGCUGAGUAUAUGCUGGAUGUGGCACGUAAGACUCGUCCCAAUCUCUACGUAGUGGCUGAACUGUUCACGAAUUCCGAUCAGAAGGACAACAUCUUUGUGAACAGAUUGGGAAUAACUUCACUGAUUCGCGAGGCAAUGGCAGCCUGGGACAGCCACGAAGAGGGUCGUCUGAUUUAUCGUUAUGGGGGUGAGCCAGUGGGUGGAUUUUUCCAGCCACAGCAACGUCCACUUGUCCCCUGCAUCGCACACGCACUCUUCAUAGAUCAGACUCACGAUAAUCCAAGCCCAAUUGAGAAGAGGAGUGUCUUCGAUCUUCUGCCAUCAGCAGCUCUGGUUUCCAUGGCUUGUUGCGCCAGUGGAAGCAACCGAGGCUACGACGAACUCGUUCCCCAUCACAUUCACGUGGUCGAUGAGGUGAGACAGUACACCGCGUGGACUGGUGAUCAAGAGCUCUCUCAAAAGAACCCGAAAUACGUUGGUGAUAAUUCAGGGAUCAUUUCGGCCAAACGUGCUCUCAAUAAUCUCCACUUCAUCCUGGGAAAUCAAAAUUUCUCUCAAGUAUUCGUCGAUCAAAUGGACACUGACGUCGUCGCUGUGACGAGACACUCGCCUGAGACACACGAGAGUGUAGUUCUGGUUGCAUUCACUGCUUUUCAUCAUCCUGAUUCGAGUGCCAGGGAUCUCAGGAGGAGUGUCAGACCUCUCAGGGUCGAAGGGGUCGUUGAGGAGAUCAUCCUCGAGGCUUCUCUCACUUAUAAAGAUGGAGCAACUCCCUUCAGAUUCCCAGAUAUGCAUCAGAAUAAUGAACACUACAUCAAUGGACUCGCUGAUUACAUCGUCAACAUGAGAGAACACAUUCAAAUUCCAGACUCCAGGAUUCUGCAGAAAGUCGACUCUGGCGAUACUAAAAUAACUCAGUUGAAUUUUGUUAAUUUCCAGCCUGGCUCUGUCGUCGCAAUUCGAGUCUCCCUUCAUUCCAACAUUAGACCAGCCCUCGAGGCACUCAACAGCACCAUUAAAUCCAUCACAAUUGGCAUCGAUUCCUCGGAAUUACUCUCCAUUGUUUCUAAACUAGAACUAUCGGACAUGAACAAAGUACUCUACCGCUGUGAUCAAGAGGAGAGAGAUGAAACGGAGAAUAAAAUCGGGGUUUACGAUGUCCCUGGAUAUGGACCUCUUGUCUACGCUGGUCUUCAGGGGGUUGUCUCCCUCCUGGCUGACAUUCGACCGAACAACGAUCUCGGGCAUCCACUCUGUGGAAAUCUUCGUGAUGGAAACUGGCUGAUAGACUACACCUGGCAGCGUUUGAAGAACGACGAGAGCACUCUCGCCCUUGGCAAGUGGCUUGAGCGAGAGUCUGAGCCCUUCAAACUCAUCCCCAGGUACCUCGUUCCAAGGUACUUCGACGUCAUCAUCGUCAAUGUUUACAUGAGCCUGCUGGAGCAGUGCUACAGAAAAAUGUCCAAGUUCGUGGAGGGUGGGUCGACCUUUGUGAAACUGUUGUCACUGGUUUCAGUGCAGAUGGGGGGAGUCAUCAGGUCUGCGCCUCUGCCAGACCUCUCUCCCUCCCUGGAAGCCCCAAAACCGAAGAUCAAUGAGCGCAAUGGCGUGAGGGAGCAGGCAUGUGUGACACUGUCAGCUGGUUUACCACACUUUACCGUCGGCUACAUGCGCAAUUGGGGUCGUGACACCUUCAUCGCGUUGCGAGGACUGCUGCUGCUGACAGAACGUUACGAUGAAGCCAGGUUCAUCAUCUUGGGGUUCGCUGGGACCCUCAGGCACGGAUUAAUUCCUAAUCUGUUGGAUAGGGGCAAAAACGCGAGGUACAAUUGUCGUGAUGCUGUCUGGUGGUGGCUGUACACCAUUCAGUGCUACACCCAAGAGGUUCCCGAUGGUCUGAAGAUUCUCAAUGACAAGGUUUCGAGGCUCUACCCAACCGAUGAUUCCCCAGCACUGCCAGCUGGUCAGAUGGAACAGCCUCUGCACGACGUCAUUCAGGAGGCUUUGACUGUUCACUUCCAGGGCUUGUGCUUCCGUGAGAGAAAUGCGGGGAGACAGAUCGACGAACAAAUGACUGAUCGUGGGUUCAAUAAUCAAAUUGGGGUUCAUCCGGAGACUGGAUUUGUUUUCGGUGGGAAUGACGCUAACUGCGGGACGUGGAUGGACAAAAUGGGAUCGUCUGAGAAGGCUGGUAACAAGGGUAAACCUGCGACGCCUCGGGACGGAUCAGCUGUUGAGAUUGUUGGACUCAGCAAGUCUGUUCUGACGUACUUUGCUGAACUGUAUAAACAAAAUUUGUUCCCCCAUGGGAGUGUCCAACGACGGAACAGAGACGGAAGUACAGUGACUUGGAGCUAUAAGCAGUGGGCAGACAAAAUUCAGGAGAAUUUCGAAAGAUAUUUUUACGUUAAUGAGGUACCAAAAAAUGGGGAAUUGUGUCCUGAGUUGAUUCAUCGUCGAGGAAUUUGCAAGGACAGCCAUGGAGCCUCCCAGGCAUGGGCUGAUUACCAGUUACGUCCUAAUUUUGCUAUUGCCUUGGCAGUGGCUCCUGAGUUAUUCACUCCGAGACAUGCCUGGAGUGCACUGCAACAAGCUGAGAAGAUUUUGCUGGGGCCACUGGGAAUGAAGACCCUGGACCCAGCUGACUGGGCAUACAAUGGGUAUUACGAUAACGCGAAUGACGGGACUGAUCAGAAGGUCGCGCAGGGGUGGAACUAUCACCAGGGGCCAGAGUGGAUCUGGCCUAUGGGCUUCUUUCUGCGUGCACGACUUCAUUUCGCAGCUCUAGUUGGGGAAAGGGAACAUCUGAGGAGGACCAUUCAAUCGACUGAAGCAAUCCUCUCGAAACACUUCGUCGAAGCCUCGACGAAUCACUGGAGGGGACUUCCAGAACUGACGAAUAAAGAUGGGGAUUACUGUCGGGACAGCUGUCGCACUCAGGCCUGGAGUGCUGCAACUAUUCUUGAAACACUGUAUGACUUGAAUAAAUUCAAGUCUCUAGAGGAAUCAUCGAGUGAUUACGCCAACUGAUAUAAUUUUGCGUGUGUUCAUCGUCGUUAUUUAGAAUACUCAGAUCUAGAGGAUAAACACGUCACUAGGGGCAGUAACACGUGCUUCGGUAAUAAUACUGUUAUUUCACAAACACAUGAUCCUAAAAUCCAGCAAGGUACACACGCAUUUUUUUGUAGAUCCCGUGAUAGCAAGGACAGUGCAUCUUCUCACACAAGUAGCACAGCCGUUGUAGAGUGCCAUGAUAGUUGUAAUCCAAUUAAUCCUAGUUAUGUUAAUGACGUUCAGUUGAAUGAUCAUAUUUACGAAGAGAUCAAUCAAAUUUAUGGUUGUAACACUGGAUGCAGUGAGAGGAUGAUCGAUUAUUGUGAGCCAUAUUGUGGAGAUGCUGGGGAAAAAAUCAGGACAGAGGUGUGCCAUGUGUGUGCACAAUGCAGUGGAAACUCGAGAGUUUACAGCGAUCGAUUGAUUUACAAAGGGGAACCUCUUCGUGCACGAGAGAUAUCGAUGCAUCAGCUUGAAUUGUGUUCGGAUCAGCUUCUCUUCAAAUUGAACACUCCGGAGGGGCUCCAACAAGACUAUAUGCCAGUGGUGAAUAUACUAAAAACGCAUGCAUCUGGGAUUUUUUACUCGAAAGAAAAUUGCAAAGAUGUUUUUCAUCUGAAGUCAGUCCUUUCUCCACAUAUUCAACUGUAUGACGACGAAAUGGGGGACAGAAAUUCAAAUACUGAAGUGUAUCAUCGGCUGGCUCUGGAUUCAUUCUGUAGAGUUUCAAAAGAUGCUGUUUUCAAACCAAAAAUUUUUGAGAAUCUUCAGGAGGAGAGUUUUGAAUGUUGGAUGGACUAUGAAAAUCGAAAAAGUAGACUCAAUAGAGAUAAAACUGAGGGCUUGAGAUUAUCGGUGCGAAUGCAUCAUCACAGGUCGAGUCUGAUGCUGCUUGAGCCACUGCUGAUUAUGCCGGACUUUCCCACUCCCAGAGAUAUUCGAGAGAAAAAUAGAAUUGCACAUAAUGAGCAUGUGAAAAUAGUACGGAUUGUUAUUGCUUAUACUCUAUCUUUUUUUCUUCUAGUGAUUGUUACAUUUUACAUUGUCUAUUUCGCUUGAUUUUUCUUCCUCUCUCCUUCCGUCCAUCGAAUGAUGAUUAUAAUGUGUGGGAAAAUUUGAAAGUACAUUCGCUGGGGUAUUCUAUUGGAAUCUUAUUGAUAGAAAAAUUUAAUGGUUUUUUCCAUAUGAAUUAUUUCGUUAGAUUUUCUUGUGAGUUCCUCGAUAUAAAUGCUGCAAGUGUUAUCUUGCAUAAAGAAAAUAGAAGAAAAUUUUUUUGAAAAUUUAUCUUAAUAAAUUGCUAGAGAAAGAGUUUAACAAAUUAAAAACAAACAGAAAAAAAUCGAAUAGAAUUUUCAACAGAAUGCCCAUAAAAUUUUCUAUUAAAUUUCCGCAUGCACGAUUGACUACUCUGGAACUUUUAUUAUUUUUUGAAUUACUAGAGAAUUUGACGUUAAUUCAUGACAAUUUUUUCGUUACUUUUCUUAUUUUCAAUUUACGUUAUUUGUAUUCAGUCUGCAAUGUUGACUUUGUGUGAUGUUUCACGAGUGGCAUAAUGUAUUUUAUUUUGUCUUCCGUGAAUAUAAAAGAAACAUGUUGUGUGGUGAUCAAAGUUUAUUGUUAAAUAUGAAAUUGUACACAAAUAGAAAGGACAUAUAUUUUUUAAAGCUCUGAGAAACGACAGAAAAAGUGAGAUAUCUGAUACAACUAUUUUCACACAAGUGAUUCAAUAGUGUUCAUUAAGUGUUGCAGUACUGAAUGAUAUACUUUUUUCGCCUGUUAUUUGGAUAUAACAUUUUAGGGACGAGUCUAAGAAGAUGUUCAAGAUUUUUAUUUUUCUUGUGUCGGUACUUUUUACAAUCAGUGCUAGGAAGCAAAGAAACUGCCGAAUCGAGUUCGUAAUCAAUGAAAAUGGGAAAUAAUAAUAAAGAAAAUAUAUCGAGCAGCAA